AUGCUCACCAUCGGGACGAUACUCUAUGUCAUCCUGCUUCUCAUUAACGCUAUGGCGGUUCUAAGCGAAGACCGAUUCCUGGCCAGAAUCGGAUGGGGCUCUGCGCAAGCGCAAACUGCGAACACGGGCUUCAACGGAGGAGCAUACGCCCAGUCCUAUCAGCAAAAUCCUUACGCCGGCCAAGAUGCUGGGGUCAAGGCGAGACUAAUCAAUCUCAUUGGUGCCGUUCGGACGCUCAUGCGGAUGCCUUUAAUCGUGUUCAACCUCGUCGUUAUGGCAUACGAGAUAUUCAUCCCAUAA
Messenger RNA from Epithele typhae, 300 nucleotides. RefSeq names its product Yos1-like protein. Gene Ontology annotation, cellular component: COPII-coated ER to Golgi transport vesicle; Golgi membrane; endoplasmic reticulum membrane. The transcript has 3 exons. Lineage: Eukaryota; Fungi; Basidiomycota; Agaricomycetes; Polyporales; Epitheliaceae. The record is from RefSeq and is a predicted model, not a curated record. Bases 1 to 300 code for a protein of 99 amino acids. Gene Ontology annotation, biological process: endoplasmic reticulum to Golgi vesicle-mediated transport.